AUGAUAGUACUCGCACAGUCAACAACUGAAUACACCGACCCUACAACGGGGAUAAUCUUUCAGCGCUUCCUGACCAGCUCAUAUGGGGGCUUCAGUUUUGGAGCCGUCUUUCCGAGCGCACCAACCAAUGAGUUUAUUGGGCAGAUUGUCGGCCCUAUCGGAGGAUGGUCCGGUGUCAGCUUUGGUGGAGGCAUGAACGGCAACCUCCUCAGCGUCGUGUGGAUGAAUGGAAAUGAAAUUGUACAGUCGUUCCGCAUGGCCUCUGGCUACCUUGAGCCCACAGUCUACUCUGGCACCGCCUCCAGCAUUCCUCUCUACACCAGUUCCAAUGCCACCCAUUUCUCCUACACUUUCCGCUGCGUCGACUGUGUGACCUGGACCGACGGUGGCUUUGACCCCACCGCCGACUUUACCGUUAUGGGAUGGGCCCAGAGCACCGCCCCUGUCGACGAUCCCACUGACCCUGCCUCUACAUUUGAGGAGCAUCAAGGGUUCGGUCAGUACGGUGUUAUCCUUACGAGCGCGAGACAGUCAGGGUAUGAGGGGUGGCUUGCAGCUGCACCGACGCCCACUGCGGUCCCAACUACUACUAUUGCAGUCAGUACUACCGCACCCACAGCGACACCCACAAGCACAACGGUGCUGGGCACGUAUGAUUAUAUUGUUGUUGGUGGUGGUGCAGCAGGGUUGGUUGUUGCGGACCGUCUGUCUGAGACCGGUAAGAGCGUGCUUCUGAUCGAGCGCGGUCCACCAAGUACCUACAAGUCCGGAGGCACCGUUGGACCCGCCUGGCUGGCAGGAAAGGGCCUGACACGUUUCGAUGUGCCGGGUCUCUGCAAUCAGAUUUGGGUAGACAGCGCUGGUAUUGCCUGUAAUGAUAUUGACCAGAUGGCUGGGUGCGUCCUCGGCGGUGGGACAGCCGUCAAUGCGGGACUGUUCUUCAAGCCCCAGGACAGAGACUGGAACGAUAACUUCCCCACUGGAUGGAAGGCCACUGAUAUGGUCUCUGCGACCAACAAAGUCUUCACACGUAUUCCCGGCACUGAUAACCCAUCUAGCAACGGCGUACGCUAUCUGCAGGCUCCUUACACCGUUCUCUCCAGCGUGCUAAAGACCGCUGGAUGGUCAGAGGUCACCGCAAACUCGGUACCUAACCAAAAGAACCGCACCUUUUCCCACUCGCCAUUCAUGUACGCCAACGGCGAGCGUGGCGGGCCCCUCGCAACAUAUCUUCAGACCGCAAAGGCCCGCUCCAACUUUGCCAUCGCCGUCAACACGACCGUCAUCAAGACGCUGCGUACCGCUGGCCAUAUCACCGGUGUGCAGGUGACGCCCUCCUCCACAACUGUCGGCGGGAAGCUCGGAGUCUAUAACGUUACCCCCACCACCGGCCGUGUGAUUCUCUCUGCCGGUGCCUUUGGGACACCUAAGAUCCUCUUCCGCUCCGGUAUCGGCCCCACAGACCAGCUGAACGUUGUAAAGUCCUCUCUGGAGGGCGCCGCAAUGCAGGCCACGAGUGAGUGGAUCCGUCUCCCAGUGGGUUAUAACGUCCUCGACCACACAAACACAGACAUGGUCUUUAGCCAUGCCAGCGUCACAAGCUAUGACUUCUACGCUGCCUACGACAACCCAAACACCACCGACAUGAACCUCUACCUGAACCAGCGCGCCGGAAUCCUCGCCACCGCCGCCCCAGGCCCAAACACCAUGCUCUGGGAGUCCUUCCUCGGCACCGACGGCAUCACCCGCCAGCUGCAGUGGACCGCCCGCAGCGAAGGCUCGCUCGGCCAGGAGGGCACCAACCUCGUCACAAUGUCGCAGUACCUCGGCACCGGCGUCACCUCGCGCGGCCGCAUGACCAUCACCAGCUCGCUCAACAUGCAGAUCAGCACCUCUCCCUUCCUUCGCGACGCGGCCGAUAUCGAUGUGGUAGUGCGCGGCGUCCAGAGCGUGCUCAACGCUGCCAGGGAUAAGGGCGGCAUCACGUUCAUCAGGCCCGCGGCGGGCGUCACGGCGCAGGAGUAUGUCAACUCGUAUGUCGACAGCAGACGCUCUAACCACUGGAUCGGGACCUGCAAGAUGGGCACCGACUCUGGGCUGGCGGGCGAUGGAACAACUGGCAGUGUUGUGGACGCUAACACGAAGGUCUACGGAACCGACAACCUGUUCGUCGUCGACGCCUCCAUCUUCCCCGGCCACGUCACCACAAACCCGUCCGCGCCCAUCAUGAUCGCGGCCGAGAAGGCCGUCGAGAAGAUCCUCGCCUUAGCCACCGGGAGCACGACCCCCGUCCCGCAGUACAGCCAGUGUGGCGGUAUCAAUUACGUGGGAUCAACCGUGUGUGCAACCGGGUAUACGUGCACUGUCCUUAAUCCGUACUACUAUCAGUGCUUGUAG
Morchella importuna is the source of this 2397-nucleotide messenger RNA. RefSeq lists its product as uncharacterized. The record is from RefSeq and is a predicted model, not a curated record. Gene Ontology annotation, cellular component: extracellular region. The transcript is spliced from 6 exons. Bases 1 to 2397 code for a protein of 798 amino acids. NCBI's taxonomy places the organism in Eukaryota, Fungi, Ascomycota, Pezizomycetes, Pezizales, Morchellaceae. Gene Ontology annotation, biological process: carbohydrate metabolic process. Gene Ontology annotation, molecular function: cellulose binding; flavin adenine dinucleotide binding; oxidoreductase activity, acting on CH-OH group of donors.